UUCAGUUGACACAGUUGUCUUCCGUCUCGUGUUCCUUGUAGGCUGCACAGAUAACAUAGGUUCUUUAGUCCUGACAAGUUCCCCCAUGACAGUGACAGACGGAGAACUGUUCACCCUGAUCUGCAGCAGUAACACAACUGGGGGACAAGACAGACUGUGGAACAUAGAUGAUACAUUAGUCUUCUCCACAACACAAGGUUCCUUCAGUCCUGGUUUAUCCAACCCUGACGUCUUCAACUUGUAUCUGUCAGGUCGGGUCAAUGUGAGCUGUGAUGCCACACAACACAAUGUGACUCUCAGGAUCAACUCAGCCCUAGACAAUGGAUCCAGGUGGCAGUGUGUGGGUAAUGUCGACAGUCAGACGAGCAAUACGAUGGUGAUAUAUGUGACUGUUCCCCAGUCAACACACUCUGCAUCAGUUUCUACAGUUUCUACAACAACCACAACAGCAUCAUCAUCGUCUGCAUUAACAGUUCCCCCAGGUGACACUAGUAUGUCCAUCAGUACUCCCCCUGUGACAACGACACAGCAAUGUCCAGCGUGUGUUACCUCCCCCAGUGGCGUCUACGUAGCAGCUGGAACUGUUGGCGGUGCUGUUUUCGGCAGCGUCGUCACUGUCGUUGUCGUCGCCCUGUGGACGCACAACAAGAACAAGACCAAAGAUGCCCAAGCUACAAACGUAUAUGCCUCUACAUCAGCGUACGAGGACGUCGAUCACCAAUACGCCAUGGCUCCGACGCAGUACGUGAACACCGUGGAGGGUGCAGAGACACCACACUACGUGAAUACAGACAGGAAUACAGGAGACGCAGCCUACUACAACACUACACAGUGAACACCGUGGAGGUUCUGAGACACCACAUUACGUCAACACAGACAGGAGACACGGACGACUACAACACUACACAGUGAUCACCGUGGAGGUUCAGAGACACCACACUACGUGAAUACAGACAGGGAGACAGGGA
This is a messenger RNA of Haliotis rubra (blacklip abalone), 968 nucleotides long. RefSeq lists its product as uncharacterized. The transcript is spliced from 5 exons. NCBI's taxonomy places the organism in Eukaryota, Metazoa, Mollusca, Gastropoda, Lepetellida, Haliotidae. The record is from RefSeq and is a predicted model, not a curated record. The coding region runs from base 86 to 835 and encodes 249 amino acids.